UCACAGACAGCUAGAUCACGCGCUUUUGGUUGCUUUUUGCCAUCUCUAACAUCAUUUUGUGACUCCGUUCAGACCAGGAAAAUGUACGCAGCUGUUAUCCUGCUCGUCUUCAUGUGUCUGACGGCCACCACUCAUGCAGAUCAUCAUCAACAAAAACCCUGUCAUUUACCCAAUGCAACAGGGGUCAUGAAUGUGCAGAUGGACCUAAAGGAUCCAGUGAACGCACUCGGUGAAUUCACCUACGACUCAACGGGCAACAAGCUACGGUUCAGAUCGUACGAGAACUUCCCCAACGCUUCACGAUAUCUGGAUCUGCUGAUGUUUUUCGAAGAGGGGAUACUGUACGAGAUUAACAGCAAGAACCAGAGCUGCGAGAAGAAAAAAGUGCAACACAACGACCACAUUCUACGUAUUCCCAAGGAUGCCCAGUUCCUGAGUACGAUGACUUUAGGGAAUCCGUCUGCUGUUGGAGAGGGAUUAGAAUUCAGCGUGUGGACAGGGUCAAUGGCAGAUAACACAGGCAAAUAUGUUAUUUCUGUAACUAAGGGAUGUUUGCCUUUGAGCUCCACCUACUAUGGAGGGCCCACAAACGUCAUUUUAUUCAGCUUUAUGAACCUUCAAAGCGAGAUCAAGAACCCUGAGGUCCUCGAGGUGCCUUCCUUUUGUGAGGGACUUCCCGUAGAGGAGACAGUAAACCGUUUCCUCGAGGUGCUCAUGUAGAAGAAGUCUCACCAGCAGAUUAAAUUAAACCCCUAUCAGAGCAUGUCCGGCCACAACUGUAGACUUUUCUCUUCUUCUGUUUCCAUCACAUCUUCCUUAUAAGAUCUCUAAGAAGAUAUAAUUUUGAACAGCUCAAAUAGACUGCCCGUCCAAAAAAAAGCCCCCAAAAAACACACUAAUAUUUUGUUGAACCGCAUUUAGCUUUGAUUGUGUCACUCAUUUGCUGUGUUUCGAUAAGUUUCUGCAAUGUCACAGCUAGGGCUGGACCCAAAUGUCCAAAUAUUUGGUCGUGACAGGGGUAUCCGAAUAUUUAUUUUGAGAUCCGAAUAUUUGGAUUUCAAUUUAACUUACUCAAGUCUGAGACAAAAAAAAAAAAAAACGACAAAUUUAGCGUAACUGCACCAAUUUUGGUGCAGUUUUGCAAUUUUGGUUCUUCAGGUUCUUGAUGGGUCUAAGUCAGGACUUCAGGAAGACCAGUCUAGAAGCUUCAUUCUAGCCUGAUGGAACCAUUUCUUUACCACGUCUUAUGUGUGUUUGGGCUCACGGUCUUGUUGAAACAUCCAACUGUGUCCAAGAUCAACGUUCUGCUGAUGGUUUUAGGUUUUCCUGAAGAACAUGGAGGUAAUUCUCUGUCUUCAGUAUUCCAUUUACUUUGUGUAAAGUUCCAGUUCCAUAGAGCAUGAUACUGCCACCACCAUGCUUGGUGGUAUGUUUGGUGUUCUUAGGAUUAAAGAAAGUCCGAGUCCUGCCUAAGGCAGCCUGGAACCAGUCCUCAAAAAGUCUUAAACCAGGACCAAAAUUAAACCUAAGCUACUCCUAAAAAAGUCGAAGACAUGAUAAAACCAGUCCUAAACCAGUCCUUAAAAGGUCUAAAACCAAGACCAAAAUCAAACCUAAACUUGUCCAAAGAAACGCCCAGAACCAGUCGGAAUACAGUCUGAAACCAGUCCUAAAAAACCCAACACAAAGUCAGGACCAAAACCAAACCCGAACUAGUGCACCUAUCAUUUAGGAACAGGGUAAAUUUGGACUAGAAGGCAAAAUUGAAGCAUUUUUUUUCUCCAUUAAACUUUGCUGAUUAGUGGUUUUCUUAGUGGUACACAGCAGUUUAGUCCCAAUCCUUGGGGUUCCGUUCACAUUGUGCAUAUAGGAAUGCUUUUGAUUUCACUAUUAAACAUAGCUAUCAGUUCUACUGUUGGUUUCCUACGAUCAUCUAACAGUUUGUUCCUUAAGAUGAUGGUUCACCACUAUCCUUUCGGUUUUAAGAAUACGUUGGACAGUUCUUAACCUGAUUUUAGUAGUUUCAUCUCCUUAGUUCUUUGCUUGAUGCAGGCCAAUAAUUUGACCCUUCUGAGACAGAUUAACAUCCUUUCCGUGACCACAGGAUAUGUCUUCCAACAUGGUUGUCUAAGAAAUGAGAAGGUCCUCACUGCAUCAGCUAGGGUUAAAGAAGUUGUUGAACUAUACUCAUCACUGCAGUAAUUAUCCAAAGGAAGCAACGCUGAUUAUAGAAUUAGUGAUAAUCUCUAACAGCCAGAGGCUUUUCAAGGUGGUCCUGAUUACAAAACCUGUAAGAUAUGAUUAAAGGAACAUUAAAAUGUCAAA
Molecule: messenger RNA, 2325 nt
Organism: Acanthochromis polyacanthus (spiny chromis)
Lineage: Eukaryota; Metazoa; Chordata; Actinopteri; Pomacentridae
Product: ependymin-like
Exons: 6
Coding region: 82-720 (212 amino acids)
Biological process (GO): cell-matrix adhesion
Cellular component (GO): extracellular region; lysosome
Molecular function (GO): calcium ion binding
Source: RefSeq, a predicted model, not a curated record